Messenger RNA from Dermacentor silvarum, 4452 nucleotides. Its product is annotated as piggyBac transposable element-derived protein 3-like. The record is from RefSeq and is a predicted model, not a curated record. The transcript is spliced from 10 exons. Lineage: Eukaryota; Metazoa; Arthropoda; Arachnida; Ixodida; Ixodidae. The coding region runs from base 2009 to 4375 and encodes 788 amino acids.
UGGCGCAGACCGAAGUGCGCUGUCUGAGCCGAUCAUAGCGGUCUGAAAUUCGGAUUUGGGAAACCCGAGCUACAGUGUACUGUACCCGAGCUUACAGCAAGAUUCACCGUACGUCUCUGGUGUAAGCUCUCUUUCCUCACGAAGUUCAGGACCCUUUGUGCGUGCAUCUUGAAGCGCGAGCGUGAAACUGCAGCGCAAAAUGCAGCAGGGGCAGGCUCUUUUCGCGCCUAUCGUUGCGAUCUAGGAGUUGUUACCAAAAGUUGUGACGGAUACUCGGCGUUGCGCCGUAGAAGUGUGCAGCCUCCUGGGCUGUGAGCUGCACCCUUUUACUGCAGAAGAGGCGCCCGAGCGUGCGCGGUUGUCCCAGCGGCGAGCGAAGCGGAUGGACACCUCCGUCGAGUGAACAGAGCUUCGUGCUGCACUUCGACUUGUGGUUCCAGUGCGCGCAUGAGGACGGCUCCUGGGUGCAUGUGACCGGUGAACGGACGCUCAAACCGGGCGCCGUGCCUACCUGUUAACCGCGGCGGGGAGACGCUUCAGGUGAGUGGGUCGUCACAAAGCUCGGAUGCAAAACUUUCCUCACUACACGCGAUAUCUCGGUGGAAAAAUGAAACAAUUGGGCCCUACUAACGUUUGUGCCCGGUCAAGCUUUUGUCGUUGAAGACGCUGGAGUUCGCACUGGCUGUGUGCAGGUGUUAUUCGCCGUCCAGACCCAACUCUGCAACCUUGAUCAAGAAGCAGUAAAAAUUGCGCUUCUCAGCUUUUGCAACAACGUGUUGUCUUGGUCCUUGGGCAAGCCUCGAACCUGUCGUUCUGUUGCCAAGUAGCGCUGGCCAGCUGCGUCAACAAGGCGAUGGAGAGGAUGGUCUUUACAUGCUUGGAGUGGUAUCUGCGAAUAGGCACUGCGAUCUAGAAAAUUAUAGCGUGUAUAGAGGUAACGGCAGGAUUUUGACGCGGACGUUCAUCGAUAGUGUUAUUCAUCUUUUGACAUAUGUAUAACACGAAAGACACCUGAGAAGACACGCUGUGGCUUUAUACCUUGUUGUCAAAGGGGUCUAUGACAAUGUAGCUCGUCAGGCAAUUCCGGGUGUCUUGGAAUCUGUGGGAACCGACUGGCAUGCAUUUUGCUGGAGACACAGCUGUCUAAGCAAAAUAUAUUUCCUUAUCCUGACUGAAGAUGGGCCAUUAUUGACCCUUUUCACAAAGCAGUUUAUUCUAGAAGAACGAGGUGGCGCUUUCGGAGGCGCGCCAUUGCUUGCCUCAGGCGCAAUUGCGCUCGAAUGCGAAACCGUAUCCACUGCUACCUUGCUACCGUGCGAUCAGCUCUCGGAUCGCUAAUGCACUGUGCUCCGUUCAAGCUGCGAAGUAUGGAAUGGUAGAGGGAAGACGUGUGCCGUAGUUGUCUGCAAGAACAACAACUGGAACAUAAAAAUAUGAAAUGAAGCUGUGUGCGAAGUUCACGGACCGCUACUACACAAGGACUGCCCAUGUUGCUGACCCUUCGCGAUGCACGGCUUCCCACAAGGAUUAAAAAAUGCAGUUGUCCGCCAGCGUUGAAUCGCAAAUCUUCAAUGAAAAAACUUCAACCCCGGAACGUCGGCAAGAGUGUGUUUGGUCCAUUUUGUUGAUGGACGUCCCACGAAAAAUAACCCAUACCCAACACUGCACCUUGGAACACUGGAAUGGAGCAAGCGGAUCUAUCAUGACUUCUGUGUAUCCACCUCCAGGGUACUAAAACAGAUCCUAAUCUAUCCAAGAGCAGAGCUGGAGAGGUCACGUGACCCGCUCGGCGGGAGGAGAGGAGCCGACCAAUCAGAGUGCGCACCGGGGAGGAGGAGGACAGGCGCCGGGGUGUAAUAGCAGGUGUUUGCUCCGCGCGCUCUUCGCACGAUGGACGCCGCUCGACACAAGCGGCAGCGACGACGUCGAGCCAACAAUCCCGAGCUUCAAGAGAGGGAGGCCGAGCAGAGGCUGCAGCAGCGACGUGGUGCGGGUGUGCUCUGGUUCCAUGGCAAGUGACAAUGGUGGACAUCACACUCACGUUUCUGACGUACCUCCAGACACAGUGGCUGCUCCAGAAGUGCUGCCAAAGAGGUGCCCAUGUGGACAAUUGAUCGGCAUGGAUGCGUCCACCCAGGCAACAUUUCGGAAAGUAUGCAGGGAGGUGUCCGUCCAGUGCAGCUUACAACGAAUGCCCCCUCUACCUCUCCCAACUGAAGUGUGCUCUGAAGACACACGAACGUCGAACUUGAAAGCGAAAAUGACUGCCUCUGGCAACGGCGUGCGGGAUCCGAAACAUUGCAGAUUUCGCGAGUCUGCUGCAUCUGCAGUUGAUUUUAUCGACGACUCGAGCAGCAGUGAGUCCGUAGAUGCUGACUUUUCAUCUGACUUGGAUUCUGAGAGUGAUGAUGACGGAAACCAGCCUGGAACAUCGGCUGCUGCACCCCGCCGAAGAUUUCGUUUUUCCCACCUAAAACGCGGUGCUCUCGGCUGUGCGCCCUUCGGCUUGGGACCCGUGGCGCCAUGUACCAUAUCCGGCAAUAAGCGGAGUAACAAGAGUGCCAGUUUCAAGAUUGACGCCAGCGCCUUCUACGGUGAAUCAGACUUACGAAAUCAUGCCAGAAAUAGGAUAAGGCUCGAGGACAGUGCGGCUGAAAGGAUGUUAGCAAAAAUUGGAGACGGAAACACAUCAGACAUCAGCCUCUCUGAUGAUGAAAAGGCGGACGUUCGACCCGAACUUCAAAUCGACUAUGCAGAUGCUGAGCCAGGGUCUUCUGCUGCGACACAGCCAGCUGCCACACCCCCUGAAGACGAGGAGGAGAAGGAAAGUGACAAAAAUAGAAAGAAGACAGCUUGGAGAGCUGGGAAUUUUGUGGCUCCAGACACAAGUUUUCAGCCCGCACCAAGCGUCUUAAACACAGUACUGGAACCGUGCGAGUACUUCUCCAGGUACUUCAACGAAGAAAUGUUCGAGGAAUUCGCACGCUGCACAAAUCUGUGUGCUUUACAAAGCAAUGGGAUACUUCUGAAAACUACGGCCAACGAAAUGAAGACAUUCUUUGGAAUGCUCAUGAUAAUGGGCACACUAAAGUUUCCUAGAAUCGGGAUGUAUUGGCAGGCCGCUACGAAGAUUCCUAGCGUUUCAGAAGCCAUGCCUGUCAACCGCUUUUUCAAGUUGCGGUCUGCCUUACAUAUCACAGAGCCAACCCCGCCACCUUUGCCCACGGGAAAGUUUUGGAAGGUACAGCCAGUCAUAGAUGCUGUGAGGCGCAGGUGCCAGGAGCUACCACCAGUAGAAAUAAACUGCAUAGACGAACAGAUGAUCCCUUUUACUGGUCACGUUGCUGCAAAGCAGUUCAUGAAAAACAAGCCAAACCCGGAAGGCAUCAAGUUGUUUAUCAGAUGCAGCUCUGAUGGUGUCGCUCAUGAUUUUGAGCUGUAUCAAGGAAAAGGCACCGGUACCUCUCUGGAGCACAAGCACCUAGGGCUGGGGGGCUCCAUUGUAAUGAGGUUGAUUAAAAACCUCCCAAAGUUGAUGAAUUUUAAAUGCUACUUUGACAACUACUUCACUUCAAUUGGGCUCCUUCGAGAAUUGAAGGCACUUGGUAUCUGGGCCACUGGCACCAUUAGGGCAAAUAGACUUCAAGGCUGCCCGCUUAAAACUGACAAGCAAUUAAAACAGGAAGGGCGGGGAAGUUUCGAUGCAAAAGUGACGGAGGAAGGAGACGUCACAGUUGUGCGCUGGCAGGACAACGGUGUUGUCAACGUAGCAUCAACCUUUGUGGGCGUAGGGCAACCUUCAAACGUCAGACGAUGGAGUGAUUCGUCAAAAAAACAUGUGGACAUAGAAUACCCUGAGCUAAUCCAAAGAUACAACGCCUCCAUGGGCGGAGUCGACAAAAUGGAUUUUUCGCUGUCAUUGUAUCCGAUUAGGCAAAGAACAAACAAGUGGCCCGUACUUGUAAUUUCGCACUUCGUUUCAUUUGCCGUCAUAAACAGCUGGCAGGAGUACUUGCAGGAUGCCAAUGCCAAUUGUUUUGCACGUAGUAACGUGAUGGACCUGCUGACUUUUCAGAACAACAUUGGACUCUCUCUGAUCUUGUUGAAGAAGCCUACCAUAAGAAAGCGGGGCCGUCCAUCUGUCACUGAGACCAGGGAGCCACCGAGGAAGGUUCACAAUACGGAACCGCGACCAAUAAAUGCCAUCCGGUAUGACAGCAUUGAUCACUGGCCGGCCCACGCGACUCACAGCUUUGCACAGCGCUGCAAGAUGGAAGGGUGCACGACAAGAACCCGCAUACGAUGCCGGAAGUGCAACGUGUUUCUUUGCCUGUCUGCAACAAACGACUGCUUUUAUAACUUUCACAACCAGUAGAAGCACAAGACAGUAGCAGAUUGAUAGAACGGGACAGGAGAUUUUGUCCAAAAUAAGUUGCUACAAGUGUUUCAAUA